This is a messenger RNA of Chinchilla lanigera (long-tailed chinchilla), 2148 nucleotides long. Its product is annotated as zinc finger protein 709-like. Lineage: Eukaryota; Metazoa; Chordata; Mammalia; Rodentia; Chinchillidae. The transcript is spliced from 3 exons. The record is from RefSeq and is a predicted model, not a curated record. Gene Ontology annotation, molecular function: DNA-binding transcription factor activity; RNA polymerase II cis-regulatory region sequence-specific DNA binding. Gene Ontology annotation, biological process: regulation of transcription by RNA polymerase II. The annotation marks the transcript as partial.
AAGAGAUGUUGCCUGUGGUCUAUCAAGCCAUCCAUCAGAUAUGCAGCUGUCCCAGUGUUUCGAGGUUUAUGAUCUUGUAGGCUCCCUGUAUAAGAUCUGCUGUAGAAGCAGCACUCAGGUACACUUGCAUUGACCCAGCAGAAAAACUGCUGUGGCUUUAGCAGUGAAUGGCAGUCUGGCAUCAGAAUUGCUGUCUGAAAAAAUGUGCAUACACGUGCAUUUGAUGACCAAGACACAGAGUCAGUAUUUGAAGGAUUCAGGUAUUUCAUUCAUUUUCUUUUUUUGAGACAAGGUCUCACUGUGCAAGUUCAGGCUAGUCUUGAUCUACUGUGUAACUCACACUAGUCUCCAAUCCAUGGCAAUCAUCUUGCCUCAACCUGCUUAGUGCUGGGAUUACAGACAGUGUACCCCUUCACCUGGCUUUUGCUUCAUCUUUUCAUGAGAAGAGUUGAACUAUCCCAGGCUGUGAGUCUCAAGCUUCCUUCAAGAAACAUAUGUGUGAUCAUUUAGGAAAAAGUGACCUUGGAAGAUGUGGCUGUGGACUUCACCAUGGAGGAGUGGGCUUUGCUGAAUCCAUCCCAAAAGAAGCUCUACAGAGACGUGAUGAGGGAAACUUUUAGGAACAUGGCUGCUGUAGGUGGAGCCUGGGAUAACCAUGAAGUGGAAGAAGACCACAAAAGUUACUGGAGACAUCUAAGAAAUGAAGAGGUAGAGAAAUGCUAUCAAAAUAAAGGCUGGAAUCAAUAUGACGAAAUAUUCCUCUGGACUCCAGAAGCUAAUGUGGAAAUGAAACAAGCCGAAGGCCUUGCUUGCAGAAAAUGCCUGACUGGGCAUUUGUCACUAAAUGUGCCCAUCAUAGCUCACACUGGAUUGAAGACAUCUGAGUAUUUGGGAUCAGAAGAAAAGUUGUAUAAGUGUAAUGAACAUGGAAGAACCUGCAGUGAUUUCCACUCCUUUCAGAAAGAUGCAAAGACAAAGGCUGGAAAGAAACCCUAUGAAUAUGAUCAAUGUGGGAAAUCCUACACUGAUCUUAGUGAAAGAACUCACCUUAGAGAGGAGACCUUUGUGUUUAAGGAAAACUUGAAAGCCUCCAGCACACCCAAUGAGAUUCAGAUCCAUGAAAAAAAACAAAAAAGAGCGAAUCCCUAUGUAUGUAAGCAAUGUGGGAGAGUUUUUAGUACACAAGGUCAUUGUAAAAUACAUGAAAGAAUUCACACUGCGGAGAAAUUCUGUGUAUGUAAGCAGUGUGGGAAAGCUUUGAGCACACAUAGUGAUCAUCAAGUACAUGAAAGAACUCACACAAGGGAGAAACCCUAUGUAUGUAAGCAAUAUGGAAAAGCUUUUAGCACACAUACUGAUUGUCUAAAGCAUGAAAGAAUUCACACUGGGGAGAAACUCUGUGUAUGUACGCACUGUGGGAAAGCUUUUAGUACACAGCAUUAUUGUAAAAUACAUGAAAGAAGUCACACUGGAGAGAAACCCUAUGUAUGUAAGCAGUAUGGAAAAGCUAGUAUACAAGCUUGUUGUAAAAUGCAUGAGAGAAUUCACACAGAGAAGAAACCCUAUGUAUGUAAGCAAUGUGGAAAAGCCUUUCGUACACAAGGUCAUUGUAAAAUACAUGAAAGAACUCACACAGGGGAGAAACCCUAUGUAUGUAAGCAAUGUGGGAAAGCUUUUGGUACACAGUAUCAUUAUAAAAUACAUGAAAGAAAUCACACUGGGGAGAAACCCUAUGUAUGUAAGCAUUGUGGGAAAGCUUUUAGUACACGAGGUUCUUGUAAAAGACAUGAAAGAACUCACAGUGGAGAGAAACCCUAUGUAUGUAAGCAAUGUGGAAAAGCCUUUAGUACACAAGGUUGUUGUAAAACGCAUGAAAGAACUCACACAGGGGAGAAACCCUAUGUAUGUAAGCAAUGUGGGAAAGCUUUUGGUACACAAUGUCGUUAUAAAAUACAUGAAAGAACUCACACUGGAGAGAAACCCUAUGUAUGUAAGCAAUGUGGAAAAGCUUUUAGUACGCGAGGUUCUUGUAAAAUCCAUGAAAGAACUCACACUGGGGAGAAACCCUAUGUAUGUAAGCAAUGUGGGAAAGCUUUUGGUACACAGCAUUAUUGUAAAAUACAUGAAAGAAUUCACACAGGGGAGAAA